Molecule: messenger RNA, 3834 nt
Organism: Alosa sapidissima (American shad)
Lineage: Eukaryota; Metazoa; Chordata; Actinopteri; Clupeiformes; Clupeidae
Exons: 13
Coding region: 175-1275 (366 amino acids)
Biological process (GO): cell division; cytoskeleton-dependent cytokinesis; regulation of exocytosis
Cellular component (GO): cell division site; septin complex; septin ring
Molecular function (GO): GTP binding; molecular adaptor activity; GTPase activity
Source: RefSeq, a predicted model, not a curated record
CACAGCGCCCCGCCCGACAGCAAAAAUGAGAAUUGUGGGAUAAGGGCGGAAUUCAUUGGACAAGUUUCCGGAUUCCCAGGGUUGGCCUGUGGCGGCGGGGUGAACGAAAGCGAGGAUAAAACUUCAUCGUUUGUGUUACAUCGCUUAUUAAGCAGAGGACUCUCAGUAGUGGCCAUGUCUCAGUCUGGAGAGAAGGGAAAGGUGAGACCCGCGGAGCUGAUGGAGGAGUACAGCGCUGCUCCACCAUCUCAGUUCACAGAGGCGGCAGGCUAUGUGGGCUUUGCUAACCUCCCCAAUCAAGUGCACAGGAAAUCAGUGAAGAAAGGUUUCGAGUUCACUCUCAUGGUUGUAGGGGAGUCUGGUUUAGGUAAAUCGACUCUGAUCAACAGCCUGUUUCUGACCGACCUUUACCCCGAGCGCUACAUACCUGGAGCUGCAGAGAAGAUUGAGCGCACAGUGCAGAUCGAGGCGUCAACGGUGGAGAUUGAGGAACGCGGUGUGAAACUGCGGCUCACUGUCGUGGACACUCCUGGAUAUGGAGACGCCAUCAACAGCCAAGACUGUUUUAAGACCAUCAUCCAGUACAUUGAUAACCAGUUUGAGCGCUACCUACAUGAUGAGAGUGGCCUGAAUCGCAGACACAUCGUGGACAACAGAGUCCACUGCUGCUUCUACUUCAUCUCUCCGUUUGGACACGGAUUGAAGCCAUUGGACGUUGAAUUUAUGAAGGCCAUACACAGUAAGGUGAACAUUGUGCCAGUCAUCGCCAAAGCAGACACACUAACUUUGAAGGAGAGGGAUCGUCUUAAGAGAAGGAUCCUGGAUGAGAUCUCUGAGCACGGCAUUCGCAUCUACCAACUUCCUGACGCAGACUCGGACGAGGAUGAGGAGUUCAAGGAGCAGACACGUGUUCUCAAGGCCAGUAUUCCAUUUGCAGUGAUUGGCUCCAACCAGCUGAUCGAGGUGAAGGGGAAGAAGAUCCGCGGCCGUCUGUACCCGUGGGGUGUGGUCGAGGUGGAGAACCCUGAACACAACGACUUCCUCAAGCUGCGUACCAUGCUGGUAACACAUAUGCAAGACCUUCAGGAGGUGACCCAGGACCUCCACUAUGAGAACUUCCGCUCUGAGAGGCUCAAGAGAGCUGGCAGAGCUGUGGAAGAGGAAGGAAUGGACAAAGAUCAGAUCCUGCUGGAGAAAGAGGCUGAGUUGAGGCGAAUGCAGCAGAUGAUCGCUCAGAUGCAGGCCCAGAUGAAGAUGAAGCCUGGAGAUGACUGAGACCUGAAGACGGGGGCGGUGUGUGCGUGUGCCUGCGUGUGUGUGUGCGUGUGCCUGUGUGUGUGCGUGCGUGCGUGUGUGUGUGUGGUGUCGUCCAUCUGUAACUCUCCCGCACACUGCCCCCUCAGUCCACAACGACCCGCCCUAUUUUGAUUGACAAGUGAUCUGUCACACCUGGACUCCGCCCACAUGGAUCUUUUCACCAACCGCAAGACACCAGCAAGGAACAUAAUAGCCAGAAUUGGCAAAGUGCAAGACAAUCCUACGAUACACUUCACAUCACGCAUCCAUACACACAUCACACACAAGUACACUACAAUUACAUGACCUCAUUGUUCUACUAACUUUAACAAAAUUAACAAAGAAAUAUUUUUUCUACUAUGCAUCAUGCAUAACAUGUGCAUACAUACACACACACACACACACACACACACACACACACACACACACACACACACACACACACAUAUACAAACUUACACAAACUUACACACUCACCCUAACGUUGUACAGGGUUGGUUACUUACAUAUCUUAAUUGUGAUUUUUUUUUGUUUUUUAAAUACGCACCAGCACUAGUGGUAAACUCAAGAUUAGAACCAUCUUGUCAGUUUCCACUAUGUUUUGUCUGUAAUACUGUAACAGAUAUUGAUUUAUGAAACAUUGUUGUCAGCAGGUAUCCAGUGAUAUGCCUUUAAUGUAAUUAACAUGUCACAGCAUGGCAUCUUAAUCGGUACGAGUGAGCAGAAGACUAGAGGAUGCAGGAUGGAAGGGAAGCUAAAGUGUUGAAAUGUGUCAACGUUUACACAGUUGCUUGUGUCAUUGAAGAACAGCUGAUUUUUCCACUAGUUCUCUGUGUGUCUGCUCGAGAAAUGUGUCCAAGGCUGUCCUCCUUCAGAGAGCAUGUGUGUGUGUGUGUGUGUGUGUGUGUGUGUGUGUGUGUGUGUGUGUGUGUGUGUGUGUGUGUGUGUGUCUGUCUGUCAGGGAGAGAGAGAGGGGGGAAGUAGAGGUCUAGUGGUACGUCUCAGUCCCAGCACCUUUGUCUAGACGCAGCAGACAUGGAACACUGCCUAUGGUGCCUUGCAUCGGACACUGGCAAGUCAACACCGCCAUCUUGUGGCUUGUAGUGGAACUUACUGCUAAAUAUGUAUUCAGUGAUUACUGCCUGUAGUCUCACCAGUGUCCCUUUAUUUUAUCAGGUUAUAUUCGAUCUGGGAGAGAAAUUUAUGGGUCAUGUAAUAAGUGCACAGUGAGAUCACUGUUUCAAUUUCCUGAUUGACAAAAUGACUAAUUUUGGGUAUUGGCACUGUCAUUACUUAAGGUUUGUUGUUAAAAGGUAGAUUUUGAGAAUCAGACUUUAAGAAUUAGAUCAUCAGAAAGAUAUUUAUUCAGUGACAGUUUCUUGGAAUGGAAUAAUUCAUCUCAUUUAUCUGAGAUGAUGGCUUCAUCCUUCAUCUCGGAUAAAUGCCCUUUAAGCGCAACCACUUACAAGUUCAAGGUUUGUCAGCAUAGCGCCACUAUUAUAUAUAUAUAUAUAUAUAUAUAUAUAUAUAUAUAUAUAACACACACACACAGCACAGAGAGAGAGAGAACAGCAGAUCAUAGGCCACUUAUCCUUCUGAUCUGCUUGGCUCCAUCACUGCACUCCUUGUGUGCAUUGAGGUCAAACUCUAUGGGACGACUCAUCAUCAGUAGACCUACUAAGAAGCCCUGAUAGCAGCAGAUAUGGCCCUCAUCAGGGGUCUGCCCACUCAGACAAGCUCCCUGGCUAACUGUGACUCAGCUCCUAAGAAACUGCUGAGUCGUUGAAAGCCACGAGGGAGGGCAACCUUUAAAAAAAAAAAAAAGAAAAAAGUCUGAUCAUGUGAUGACGAUCCAAUCAGGAGAGAGCUAUCAGUGUAUUGCCAAAUGCUUCCCAUGGCAAUGAUUGGCACAGAUUCAGCAAUUGAUCAUGCAGUGGAGAGUAAUCAGCCUUCCAACAGGGGAGGUUGUGUGUGUGUGUGUGUGUUGUGUAUACAUGUGUGUGAGAUCAGAUUUGUUGGAUGAUUGGUCACACAACUUCUGUGGUGAUUGUUUCAACUGCAGGGAUAUUUCAGCACAUUCAGAGCAAAAACACUAAUUCGUUUGGUCUUGUUUUUAAUUUCCCACUGUUUCUCUCAAAAAGCCUUAACUUGGUUCCUGUCUUGACCAUCUAUCAGCAUCUGAUUUUAAUUUUUAAUUCAUUUGAUUUUUGUUUUUAUCACUGUAUUCUUCCCCAUAGAGUUAAGUUGUUGUGUUUGCAUUUUGCAUGUGGUUUAUUGAAAUCUGCAGUGAACGCCAAAAUCAGUGGUUGUCUUCUGCAGAUGGGGGUGUUGAGUUGUUUUAUAUUUGGAUGAUGAACUGCAUGGUUUGGCUUGCUGUUUUGGGAUUAAUGCUGACUCUAGUCCUUGCCAAAAGUGCUCUGUGAUCAUGGUUGAGUCAAUGCUACUGUAGUUCUAUUUCACCCUUGUAUUCAGUUCUUUUUUUGUACUCAGUUUCGACUCACUCUAAGAAAAUAAAUAUUGUCAACAAGCUUGGAACAA